UCAUGAAAUCAAAAAACAAGAAACUGUCAGAGACGCUGCUGCAGCUUCAGCUCAUCUCCAAACACACCGAGGCAAAGUUUCACCAGCCGCUGCUGCUAACCGACACUCAGAGGCGGACUGGACAUCGUGAGACUGUCUCAGUGGAGUCUGUGUAACCGGCUCAGGACGCUGUUUAAACGGGUAAAUUGAAACCCAGACGGACUGAGGCAGAGCAGAUAUGAGUGACGUGGCGGAGGAAGCGAUGGACAGCUCAGCGGUGUCAGAGGAAGACGUGGAGGAUCAGCAGGAGAUGUCACAGGGAGACCAGUCGAGUCCAAACAAAAGCCGAUCCAAAACACCCGGCUCAGACAAACGGGCUUCAGGUGAAAUCAUCGAAGGCAAGCGGGCGAAGAAAACCGUGGAGAGGCUCGAUUUUCAGGCUCCGAAGCAACGAGAGAAGCUCAAGUUUGGAGAUGGUAGUGGAGAUAAAUUAGGAGAUAUUCCUCGCACCAGCUACCAGAUCACCAAGAUGAAGCCGGCUGAUCUGAAAACUCUUCACGCCAUCCUGUUCGACCGACCGGGAAAGAUGGCGACAAUAAAGAAGAACCUGCGUCUGUUUAACGGCUUUCCUUUCGAUGUAGAAAGCGAACAGUACACCAAAAAACGAGAGAAACUCCUCAAGAGCUCAAACUUGACCAACUCCAAACUGAAAGUGGUCUGCAGUGUUUUGGAUCUGGAGAAGAAAGGAACUCACUCAGAUCUGGUGGACAGGAUCCUGACGUUCCUCACCUCACCGAAAAACAGCGGCAAGCGUCUGCCGGUGAAGAAGAAGAAGAAAUCAAAGAAAAAACUAUCCGGCGACGACUCGAACACCAAAACCAAGAAGAAGAGCAAACCCAAACCCAGGAGCUCGUCGUCCAGCCCCAAAAAAUCCAAACUGGGCAGCAAGUCCAAAGCCAUCGUCAUGGACCUGAGCAGCGACGAAGACGACGACGAUGAAGACGAGAAGGUCGGAGCUUCGGCCGAGGCGGAGGGAUCCGACGCUGAGGAGAAAAGAUCGAAUAAAGAAGAAGAAGAGGAAGAGGAAGAGCGGUCUGACAAGUCGGAGGAGUCUGCAGACGAUGAAGAGGAGGAGGAAGAGGAGGAAUCUGAUGAUGAUGAUGACGAUGAUGAUGAGUCCAGCAGAGGGAAAUCUGCGUCCAAGAAAUCCACAUCGCUGAAAAGACAAAGGACACCAGCGAAGAAGACGGCUCCUCCCAAAAAGAGAGCGAAGAAGGAAGUUUCAGACGAGUCGGAGUCGGACAGUGAAGUAGAGAAGCCCAAAAAGAAGAAGUCUGCUCCGGCCAAACCUGCUGCCAAAACUAAGAAGGCCGACAGCAGCAGCAACAGCAAAAACAACACGAAUACAGCAGAGGACAGCUCAGACGAUGACGAGCCGCUCAUUAAGAUGAUAAAGAAAUCACCGACUGACGAGCAGCUGAAGCAGACGGUCCAGAGUCUGCUGAAGGAAGCCGACCUGGAGGAGAUGACCAUGAAACAGAUCUGCCAGAAGGUAUUUGACACUUACCCAGACCACGACCUGACCAGCAAGAAGGACUACAUCAAACAGACAGUCAAGUCUCUGAUCACAUGAAGGUCUGAAGAAUCUCUGUAAACGUUGACGAGGGACAAACUUCAGCAGAAAUGACUGAAACGCUUCUUUUCUUCUUUCAUAUCAUGUUUUUCUUUUUCAUACAAAGUUCUUCUUGUUCUGUUUUUUACAUGUUUCUGUUUGUUGUUGUUUUUUAUUUUUUAAUGGAUAUAUCGACUCGUGUAGGAUUUCAGGUAAACUCAGCAGAGUUAAUCAUCGUUGUUAGAGUUCUCAGGCACGGCUUCGUGCCUUCAGUCGAGUCCAAAGCAAAAGUCUGAUCAGCAGAGUAACAAAUCCAAAACACUUCUCACAUGUUCCAUCAUUUAAUAGUUUCUGGCUGGAAGUCGGCUUUCAGUUCUGUUUGGUAAAAAGGAAACAGAAUGAUCUUUAUUAAUGGAUCAGAAUUCAACAGUCUGCUUUAUUUCUAGGUUUACUCUCCGUGUGAAGGUGAUUUAAUGAUCAGUGGAUGUUUUGCAGGUCAAAAUGAAAAAGCAGCAGUUUGGACUUUAAAACACAGUUUGCCAAAAUCUGAUCUUUGCUUUUAACUCUCAAUGUUAAGCUUUUUAUUUAGAUGAAGCUAUUUUUUUUUUUUUUUUUUUUUUUUUUUUAACAACCAUUUCAAGUUGUUUUUUGGGUUUUUUGUUACUUGUUUUGCUGUCAAAUAAUAAUUUACAAUUUAAAAAUCA
Scomber japonicus (chub mackerel) is the source of this 2295-nucleotide messenger RNA. RefSeq names its product DEK proto-oncogene (gene dek). The transcript has 12 exons. Bases 218 to 1612 code for a protein of 464 amino acids. Gene Ontology annotation, cellular component: nucleus. Gene Ontology annotation, biological process: chromatin organization; regulation of double-strand break repair. Gene Ontology annotation, molecular function: histone binding; DNA binding. Lineage: Eukaryota; Metazoa; Chordata; Actinopteri; Scombriformes; Scombridae. The record is from RefSeq and is a predicted model, not a curated record.